CUUUAGCGCCGCAGACUCGAGUUCCCAUCACCGAUGUGACACAGGAUGUAUAAUAGGAGCCGGCGUAAAACUAUAACCUAAAAGCGGGCCGAUUCACCGGAAGGACAGGACAGCAGGGAACCGCGCAGCCGCUCAAUGUUGUCGCGCAUGCGCCCCGCGCGGCGCAGCCACAUACAUCAAAGUUGCACAAAGCCCGUGGCCACCAUCACACGCGACUCCGAGCCCUCCGGGAACCACGAACUGCGGGAGCAUGUGAAGUGUUCGAGUGACGGCCCCACGUAGUGUUUCUUUUGUGACUUCGACCACUAUCAUGUACAAGACGGUGCGGCACGGGGAGAACAGCCUGCAGUACACUAUCCUGCCUCAGACCGAGGAGGUCCUCAGUAACAGCGGACUGAAGGGCAAGGGCCGGGACUACAGCCCCUCGAUUCACGUCCGCCGCUCGAAGAGACGGUCGGCCAUCAAAUACUUGCUGCUGGUCGUGCUAGGGAUAAUCGUAGCUCUAUCGUUCGCGUCCGUUCCCCUGUACGUCCUAAAUGGAGCACUGUACGCCCGGCGGAGUCUGCACGACCAGCACGAGCUAACGACGACCUCGUUCAACACCGCCGGCCGGGAGAUCAUCCGGUCGAGGAAAAAGGAGCUGAAGAGUUUCACAGAGGCACCCACGGUGAAACCGACCGUCGAGCCGAGCACGGCCGCCCCGACGACGACCACGGUCGCGUCGACUACGACGACGGUUAACACGGGGACGUCGACGACGCCAUGGAUCAUUCCGUCGCUGAGGGUCUGGAAGGUGACGACCACGUCGACGACGCAGCGGCCGACGACGGAGGACGUCGGGAGGAUUCCCGUCGUGGGCACCCCGUCGGGCAGCGUGCGCCUGCUCGACCACUACAUGUCGAUGAAGCCGUGGGAGAGCGACAUCAUCAUCAGACCCACCGUCACCCCGGAGCCGGUGACCAUACGUAAUAUAUUUAGAUACUACUCCCGUGCCUUUAAGCCGUCGGAGCGCGUUCCCCCGACCGCUGGCAAAGUGUUCGAGGACGUUCUGAUUACGACGAAAGCGACGACGCCGAGGCCGGUCACCGAGAACACGAGGACGAACGAGGUGUCCAAACUGAAGGACCUGAAGGACGCGAUCCUGUCGGUCGACGACGACGACGACUUCAAGGAGUCUCUCGAGGUCGACGAGGUGUUCUCGCUGCCGCCGCUGAAGCCCGAGGGGCCGUCGGACGCCGACGAGGUGACGGUCUCCAAGACGACGGACGGUGGCUGGUACGGCGCGCGCUGGCCUUUCGUCGACACCUCGUCGUACUUCCAGUGGACGGGUUACUCCCCCGGCGACAACCUGCUGCUGCCGCUGCUGGUGGCGGCGCUGUCGUCGGUGGCGCUGGUGCUGCUGCUGGCCCUGGCCGUCAGACGGAGGAAGAGGACUAGCGCCGCUGCGCAACUUGGUACGGCAGCAGACAUGCAGGUUGACGACAACACGAAUCUGCUGACGGCGGAAAACGCCGAGGAGACUGAGGAGUGAGGGCCGCUUGUAGCUUGCUCAAACGCCGCGAAUGCCUCAUGUGAACCCAAUACAUCCACAUAAGUGCCCAAUACCAAAGAUCAAAUAAUACCCAUAUACCAGAGUGUAUAUGUAUGGUCUAUCACUUGUAGAUGGCUCUAUACUAGUUGGGUUAUACACACACAUAAGAAAGAUUUCAGUUUUAUAUAACAACACAUUACGCAGUGUCGAGUCGCGCAAAACUUAUUUGGUAAAAUCUACAAUUUAUAUUAUUGCAAUACUUAAAUAAAAUAAAUAUUGAGAACCUCUGAUCUAAGUGUCAUAAAACACUUUGCUAAAAAGUCUUGCAAAUUGCAUAUAAGACCACGUGUAAAGAUAGUACGUUAACAUAAUAAUAUGCUAAUUGCUACAUGUAACCAAAGUGAUAAACGAUCUAAAUAAACAGAGAAGCGUUGAACGUACGUUCUGACUUGUUUAUAAAUUCUAAUCAGAGUUCUAAUUCUAAAAUGUUUAGAGUUUAUAUUUAAGACCCUUUUUUUACUAAUAAUAUUUUUUAAUAAAUAAAACAGAGUUUCCAAAAUUAGGUCAAAAAAUAAAUAACAAAGUUCGUUAUCAAACUUUGAACAUUUGCUUAUUUUACAUAAGCUUUGACGAUUCGCUCUACAUCCGGCAACCUUAGUACCUGACCCUG
This is a messenger RNA of Aricia agestis (brown argus), 2201 nucleotides long. RefSeq lists its product as uncharacterized. NCBI's taxonomy places the organism in Eukaryota, Metazoa, Arthropoda, Insecta, Lepidoptera, Lycaenidae. The record is from RefSeq and is a predicted model, not a curated record. Bases 311 to 1531 code for a protein of 406 amino acids. The transcript is spliced from 3 exons.